Saccoglossus kowalevskii is the source of this 2021-nucleotide messenger RNA. Its product is annotated as acetoacetyl-CoA synthetase-like. The record is from RefSeq and is a predicted model, not a curated record. Gene Ontology annotation, biological process: lipid metabolic process. NCBI's taxonomy places the organism in Eukaryota, Metazoa, Hemichordata, Enteropneusta, Harrimaniidae. Gene Ontology annotation, molecular function: acetoacetate-CoA ligase activity.
AUGGAUCGAGCGCAAGACACAGUCGAUGUUGUUAUGUGGCGUCCCGACUCAAGAAAAAAGACAAAAAUUGAAGAAUUCCGACAGAAAGUCAACUGUGAACACCACCUGAAUUUGGAGAACUAUGCUGAACUAUGGCAGUGGUCGGUUAACCAUUAUGAUGACUUUUGGGAAGCUGUCUGGAAAUUCACUGACAUUGUUUAUUCUGAACCUUAUGAGAAGGUUGUCGAUACUAAUAUAAACAUAAGCGAUAUUCCAGAAUGGUUUGCUGGAAGUCAGUUGAAUUACGCUGAGAAUAUGCUGCGAUAUGACGACAACAAGGUUGCAAUCUAUGCAGCUGCUGAAGGAAAGGAGGAAGUUGAAAAGUUGACAUUCCAUGAGCUGCGGCAAACGGUGGCGCAGUAUGCUGCAGCUCUUAAAAAGAUUGGUGUGAAAAAAGGAGACAGAGUUGUUGGGUACAUUCCAAACUGUGUUGUUGCAGCCGUUGCUGUCAUAGCAACAGCAAGUAUUGGUGCAAUAUGGAGUUCUACUUCCCCUGACUUUGGAGUUUCGGGUGUCUUGGAUCGGUUUACACAAAUCAAACCAAAAGUAAUAUUUUCUGUUGAUGGCGUUGUGUAUAAUGGUAAAUCUCACAAUCAUUUAGACAAAUUGAAACAAGUUGUUCAAGGACUUCCUGAUCUAGAGAAAGCUGUUGUUAUACCCUAUGUUAAUAAAAAGAAUAACUUAGAUAUAUCGAUAUUUCAAAAAGGUAGUGUUUUCCUGGAUGAUUUCUUAGACAGCGGUUUGACAGAAGAUGGACAGGUGCCUCCGUUGGAAUUUCUGCAGUUGCCUUUCAAUCAUCCUCUAUAUAUCAUGUAUUCCUCAGGCACCACUGGACCCCCUAAGUGCAUGGUACAUUCUGCUGGGGGUACACUUAUAAAACAUCUAGAGGAGCAUGUGUUGCAAGGUUGUAUGACGAGGGAUGAUAUUCUCAUGUAUUAUACUACAACAGGUUGGAUGAUGUAUAAUUGGAUGUUAACAGCUUUAGCUGUUGGUUCUACUAUAGUCUUGUAUGAUGGUUCACCGCUGGUGCCAACACCGGAUGUACUGUGGGACCUCAUUGAUCAGCUAGGGGUAACAAUUCUGGGUACAGGCGCUAAGUGGCUGUCAGUUUUAGAAGACAAAGGCGUGCAUCCGGCGGAAACUCACAGCCUGAAAACUUUGAAUUGUAUUUUAUCAACUGGAUCACCAUUGAAGCCGACCAGCUUUGAAUAUGUUUACAAACACGUCAAGAAGGACAUAAUAUUGGGAUCUAUCACUGGUGGUACAGAUAUCAUUGGUUGCUUUGCCGGUGAGUCGUGGAUGUUGCCGGUCUACAAAGGAGAGAUACAGGGACCAUUUUUAGGCAUGGCCAUAGAAAGCUGGGAUGACUCUGGGAAAGCAAUAUAUGAUGAAAGUGGUGAAUUAGUAUGUACAAAACCGUUUCCAUCCAUGCCAACUCAUUUCUGGAAUGAUUCUGAGGGUACUAAGUAUCAUAAAGCUUAUUUCAAUAAAUAUGAAGGUGUAUGGGCACAUGGUGAUUUCUGUCUAAUAAGUUCAAGGACUGGUGGCAUUCUAAUGCUGGGCAGAAGUGAUGGUACUCUGAAUCCUAAUGGCGUUAGAUUUGGCAGUGCUGAACUCUAUAAUAUUGUUGAAAGCUUUAAAGAAAUACAAGAUAGUUUAGCUGUUCCACAAAACAACAAAAAUGGAGAUGAAAGAGUUGUUCUCUUUCUGAAGAUGGAGUCAGACUAUGAAUGCAAUGAUGAACUUGUAAAGAGUUUGAAGAGUACCAUCAGAACCAGGUUAUCUGCCAGGCAUGUUCCUGCCAUUAUAAGAAAAAUAGACGACAUUCCGUAUACGAUUAGCGGCAAAAAAGUGGAGGUAGCUGUGAAACGAGUGAUAUCUGGUGAGGAUGUCAAAGUUCGUGGAGCGUUUUCCAACCCAGACUCACUAGAUUUGUACUGUAACCUUCCUGAACUACAGGGAUAUUGAAAUACCAAUUGUCG